This is a messenger RNA of Fusarium vanettenii 77-13-4, 1008 nucleotides long. RefSeq lists its product as uncharacterized. Bases 1 to 1008 code for a protein of 335 amino acids. The transcript has a single exon. The record is from RefSeq and is a predicted model, not a curated record. NCBI's taxonomy places the organism in Eukaryota, Fungi, Ascomycota, Sordariomycetes, Hypocreales, Nectriaceae.
AUGUCUCAACCAAACCUUUCCGGACAGGACCUUGUCUCGAGUCCUCAAACAAACCGCCGUGGCCGCCGAAACACGGUUGACAAUCCGACCUUGAACGACUCGGAACUGUUUGCCCCUUCUUUUCCCCAGGACCCUCAGGAGGGUAGGAUUUCACGACUUCGACGGUGGACUGAAGAGCACCGUGAAAACAACCCAGUUGUGCCAAGAAACAUCGAACCCCUUGACCAAAGCAUGCAAGAUGUGGCUCUCGACGACGACGAGGAUGAAGAGCCUGAUGACUGGGACAUGGUGCUUGACUACCUAGCGGUAGAGGAAUCCGAAGAUUGGUAUCCAAGACCAACCACUAUGAGUCGGGUAAGAAGAUAUCUUUGGCCGAGGGACGAGGAUGAGGACCAAGACCAAGACCACCACCACCGCCCGGAGCCUCUCGUCUUUGAUGACGAAGGCUUGGCUACCAUCGACGAAGAGGAUGAAGACGAGGAUGACCGCCCAGAUUGGCGAGACCCGGCAUGGGGUUACAACAUCCCGUUUGGACCCCGGGUCCAGUACGAUUACACCUUUGAGCAGCUCUAUCCUCGGACUGCUCGGGCCCUCGAUUUCGCCCAGUCACUCCCAGGCAUGCGCCGUCUCGCUGUGGCACGGGAUGUAGUCGCAGCCUGGGCUCCGACCGUCCAGAACAACAUUGUCAGGACGUACAACGGGAUGGCUCCUCGGGCUGUGUAUACGGCACAGUGCACUCAGGAGGUCCUCACCAUGUCGGCUCAGGUGGGGAGCCAUUUCGCUGUCGAGGUGUGGACGGCUGGGCAGAAUGCUGCCCAAAUGGUGCAGGAGUCGUGGGAGGCGGCACAGCCUACAUUACGGAUGCUGCGUGAGGGAAGGGCCAUGAGGUUGUUGGUGGAGGGGGAUGUCAUGAUGAUGCUGCUCCAGGAUGCUGCCAUGGCAGGGUUGUCAGCGAUACCGCCCUACGACCUGAUCCUGCGAUCUGGCGGGGGCCGACGUCGACUUUGA